This is a messenger RNA of Gopherus flavomarginatus (Mexican gopher tortoise), 1910 nucleotides long. It is a transcript of the gene LSMEM2, whose product is annotated as leucine rich single-pass membrane protein 2. The transcript has 4 exons. Bases 138 to 680 code for a protein of 180 amino acids. The record is from RefSeq and is a predicted model, not a curated record. NCBI's taxonomy places the organism in Eukaryota, Metazoa, Chordata, Testudines, Testudinidae.
AGUAGGCUCCUCUCAGGCAUAUUUUAAGCCCGAGCAGCUGGUGCUGUAGACACCAGCGCCGGCUUCCUGGGCAGCUCCCAAGGGACCCGGGGCCCUCCUCUGGCGGCUCCCACAGCACGACCACUGGCAGAGACACAAUGGCUGCAGUGGUUGCUGGCCCCACAGCGAUGCCCAGGGAGGCUGGAGAAGAUGCUGCGGUGAAGGCAGACACCUCUUCCCCCAGGGAGCCCAUCGACCUCAAUGGCAAUGACCUGGCAGAGAUCAACCUGCACUCGGUGGACUCCAUCAGCGACCUGUAUUGGGUGUCUGGGGGCCACAAGGCUGCAGAGGGGAAUGGCCCAUCUCAGUCCACUACCCCACAGACCCCUCAGGCCCACUCUACCAAGCGCCGUGUGGCUGGGCCAGCCCUCCUGCCGACAUUGCGAGCUGUCAGCACCAUCCCCAUCUGCCCCUACUUCCGCCCUUCCUGCUGCCGCACAGCCCUCUUUGCCCUGCUCGGCGGCCUGGUGCUGGCCAGCCUCGCCCUCGCCAUGCUGGCCGUGUACCUGAGUGUCCUGCAGAGUGAGUCACUGCGAGUCCUGUCCCAGUGGCUGGAAGCCCAGGAGGAGUCCGUAGGGCAGAUGAAGGCCACAAGCCUGCAGCUGUGGAAGCGGUUGAAUGUCAGUGAGGCCAAGGACUAGACAUGAGCUACGCAGCCCGGCCUGCUCCUCCCUCUGAUGGGGGAGGUCAGAAGCCAAGCACUACCUCCUGCACCCCAGGGCAAGGAGACAGCACCCCCUCUCUGCGGGGAACAGGGACUGACCAGGGGCAAGGCCAAGCAGUCCUGGCCUCAGGGGGCCAUUGCUGGAAUGCUGGGGUCUGGUGCAGCAGCAGGCAGCCUGCAAAGGACUAAAGGGGGGGAGGGGUAAUGAGAAUCACCAUCAUUACUCCUCCCCGCACCCUGUUUAUUAUCCUCUCCAGUCACACCUUAUUUAUAACCCCUCCCCCUCUAACAGCAGUUUCUCCCCUCAGCACUAUUUAUCCUUUCUAAAUACAGAUUUUUUUAUGUGACAAAGCUGUGCUAGCACCCACCCUCAUCAACCCCCUCCCUGCAACAGCCCCGUGGGAGCUGGCUAUCAGCUGCUUCGAGCAGGCCAGGAAGCUGCUGUGGUUAGAGUUCAGGGCAUGGCCCCCACCUGGACUGGUUCUGCCCCCAAGGAAGAGGCCAUGCUCAGAGCCCUCCAGGUGUGGGCACCUACCAAACUGCCUGAGCUUAGGCACACCCUGAAGCUGCUCUAGCUUUGCUGGGGAGGGCUGAAACAGGUGUGCUACAGGGGUCCCAGCUCAAUGGUGGCUGGGGGAGCCUAGGGCUCCGGCCAGAUGGGAGAGGCAGUUAGACCAGAAACGGCAGCCACUGGAGCCUGACCUUCCAUGGCUGCAGAAAGCAAGAGCCCCUGAGGGCUUGUUUGGGCCUUCAGGCCUUUUCUGUAGAGAAUCAGCCCCAAUUCUCUUCCCAUGUUACCUGGGCUGCAGGAUGAGAACCACAGUGCCCCCUCCCCAGCCAUUGCCCAGCACCUCCUCCACAGAGUAGGGCCAGGAGCAGAGCCCCAGGUGCGCAGUGCAGGGCUGGGCAGCAGCUCCAACCCCACACUGUGGCCAGGCAGCCCAGACUCUGCUGUGCAACCCAGGCAGGCAGCUAGGACCCCACACCCAGGCCACGUGAAGCCCGUGUUGAGAACCACUGCCUUAGCCCCUGGAAGUAUUUACUAAUGGGCAAGGUCCAUUCUCCAGCCCUUGCAAUGUUCACAUCAAGCCGGAGUGUUUUCCUAGCAGCUCUGCUCUGGGGAUUAGUGGGGCAGGGCUGGGGCCUGUGUUACACAGGUGGUCAGACUGAAUGGAGGCAGAGCAGUAGAGAGCUCCAUGCUAGCUUC